Pistacia vera is the source of this 2083-nucleotide messenger RNA. Its product is annotated as ALBINO3-like protein 2, chloroplastic. Bases 28 to 1662 code for a protein of 544 amino acids. Gene Ontology annotation, molecular function: membrane insertase activity; protein binding. The record is from RefSeq and is a predicted model, not a curated record. NCBI's taxonomy places the organism in Eukaryota, Viridiplantae, Streptophyta, Magnoliopsida, Sapindales, Anacardiaceae. Gene Ontology annotation, biological process: mitochondrial respiratory chain complex IV assembly; protein insertion into mitochondrial inner membrane from matrix. Gene Ontology annotation, cellular component: mitochondrial inner membrane. The transcript is spliced from 14 exons.
CGCAAAGCUUAAGCCCCUACUCCACCAAUGGCAACUUCCAGGCUCUUACUAUCACAUCUCCGUCGCUGCACUUGCUCUCCAUCUCACGCGCCGCCGCUCUAUCACCUCCUCCACGCGACACCACAACCACUGCGUGAGCCGUCACAGUCGUCCUACUUCCGGCGCUCGGCGGUGAGCUCUCGAUUCUUCCACUCCGGUUCAGUAGACGACGACUCGCUCACUGAAUCCGUCGCUUACUCGGUGCCGGUGCCGGUCCCGGCGGACAUUGUUAACUUCGGUGAGGGAGUGAUUGGCGGGGGUGAAGAGUUGAUUCUUCCUGUUCGAACUCUGAUUUCGGUGAUUGAUGCUUAUCAUAAUCUCUCCGGCUUGCCUUGGUGGGUAAUUAUAGCUACUUCGACUUUGGCGUUCAGACUUGCGGUGCUUCCUAUAGUUGUUUUGCAACUUAAGAAGAUGCAAAAGAUAGGAGAGUUAUUUCCUAAAUUGCCUCCUCCAUUCCCACCACCUCUGUCAGGAAGGAGUUUCAUUGAUCAAAUUUCACUUUUUCGGAGGGAAAGAAAAGCAAUGGGGUGCCCCUCAUUUCUGUGGUUCUUUGCCUCCUUGUCAAUUCAGGUCCCAUGUUUUCUCUUAGGUGUGACCAGUAUUCGGAGAAUGUCACUGGAUGGUCAUCCAGGGUUUGAUUCUGGUGGGACUUUGUGGUUCCAGGAUUUGACUGAAUUUCCUCAUGGUCUUUUAGGCCCCAUCUUUCCAAUACUGAUAGCUGGUCUCCACUACACUAAUGUUCAGCUUUCUUUUACGAAAUCUUCACUUGGAAAACAAGAAGGUCCACUUGGCUUAUUGGCAAAAUAUUACAAGAUGUAUUUGGAUGUCUUGACGCUGCCUUUAUUUUUUAUCGGCUAUUGUAUUCCUCAGGGUAGUCUGGUUUAUUGGGUUACUAAUAGCACAUUUAGUAUGAUUCAGCAAUUAUCCCUCAAACAUCCUGCUGUUCGCGCAAAGUUGGGGUUACCGGACAAGGAUGCUCCAUCAGCAUUGGAAAAAUCUGAAGAAACGGAUAGUCUUGAAAAACAUUUGGAUUCCCCUGCAAAGCAACGCCUAAUAUCUGUCAAGGACCUAACCCCUAAAGAACUGGUAGCCCUUUCAGUCAAACACUUGUCAAAAGGACAGAAAGAAAGAGCAAUUUCUUUUUUGCAACUGGCGCUUGAUAAGGAUCCUGAUUACAUAAAUGCUUUGAUAGUUAUGGGGCAGACUCAACUGCAGAAAGGACUGCUAGCGGAGGCUGUUGAAUAUUUGGAGCGUGCUAUCUCCAAGCUCUUCGUCUCCGGCCAUCCCACAGAAGUUGAAAAUAUUGAUCUUCUAAUUGUUGCUUCUCAGUGGGCUGGUGUUGCCUAUGUAAGGCAGGGGAAAAUGGCUGAAGGAAUUGUACAUCUGGAAAGAAUUGCAAAUUUGGAAGAGCCAGAGGAAAAAAGUUCCAAAGCCCAUUAUUAUGAUGGAUUGGUAUUGCUUUCAAGUGCUUUAUAUAAUGUAGGUCGCAAGGCCGAAGCUGUAAAGCAUCUGCGUUUAGCUGCUGCUUAUAAUCCCGAGUAUAAUGAACUACUGCAACAAUGUGAAAACGACGACGAUGAUUUUACAAGUGAUCUUAGCAGCAGCAGGAGAGGAGAUUACUAAUUUGUAAAGUGUACAAGACGAUGUUGUAAAGUCAUCUGCUCGAGGCCACCUACACAACAUAUUCAUAUCCCAUAAGUUUCCAGACUAUCAGGAUCGUAGAUUCCUGCAAUAAUUUCCCGUCUUGAUUGUUCAACUCAUGAUGAACAUUUCGGGGAGGUUUUGCUAUAAUAAGAGAAUAUUAGUCAAAUUAUUUCAUUUCUCAGUUUGUUUAUUGAAUUGUAUUAUAGAUUGAAAUAAGUUUUGACUAGUGCUUUGUAUAGCUGAUAGUGCUACUGAGGCACUCCAAAUUUUGGAUAGAUUAAAAUUAUUAAAACUGUUUCAUUUUUUGACUUCAAAAAAAGAGAGAGGAACUAUUUUAUAAGAAUAAUAAUUUAGAAUUGGGACGUUAUGUUUUGUAAUGAACUCCCUUCAACAUUAUGAU